UUUUCUCAUAAACCGUAUAAAGAGGAUGGUUUGGGAUGGAUGUUCCUCAGCCGUAACACUCUUAUAAACCAAAGUUACAAUCUGUUCAUUCCCACCGUAUAAAUCCUUUUGUUAUAGUUUUUUGUAAUGGCCGAUCUCAUUGGUGACGACGAGAUCUCAAGAUAUGUUUCCGAUGUCCCACCUGCUCAUUAUACUGUCAAGAUAGAGUCGUUUUCAUUGUUAACAAAGAAUAAUGUGGAUCGGUUUGAAUCCGGGGAGUUUGAGGCAGGUGGCUACAAAUGGAAGUUGGUACUCCAUCCACAUGGUAACAAAAGCAAGAAUGGGAAUAACCACAUCUCUCUGUAUUUGGCGAUUGCAGGAACCGACUCCCUCCAACCGAGUUGGGAAGUAUUCGUUGUUUAUCGACUCUUUUUGCUUGAUCAGAACAACGACAACUACCUCACAGUUGAAGAUGGCAAGUGGAAGCCGAGGCGGUUUCGAGGAUUGAAGAAAGAAUGGGGUUUUGAUAAAUACAUUAGCCUAGAAGAAUUCAAUGAGUCCUCGAAUGGGUAUCUGGUGGAUGAUGUUUGUGUGUUUGGAGCUGAGGUCUUUGUUUGCAAAGAACAUUUCAAAGGCGGCAAAGGGGAGUGUUUGUCAAUGAUAAAGAGUCCCAUCAUUUACAAGCAUAUUUGGAAAAUUGAAAACUUCUCCAAGUUAGAUGCUGAGAGCUACGAAUCCAAAAUCUUCAAUGGAGCGGAUCAAAAAUGGAAAAUUCGAGUGUACCCACAGGGACAAGGCAGUGUCAAAGGCAGCCAUCUUUCGCUAUUUGUGGCACUGGCAGAUCCUGCCGCGCUGCAUCCUGCUACCAAAAUAUAUGCAGAGGUAACGUUGCGCCUGCAAGAUCAGGUUCAGUCAAAGCAUCAUUCUGGAAAAGUUUCGUAUUGGUUUAGUGCGUCGAACCCAGAAAUUGGAGGGCUUAGAUUCAUUCUCUUAAGCAACUUCAAGCAACCUAACAUGGGUUUUCUGGUGAAGGACAUUUGCAUUGUUGAGGCAGAGGUCAACGUCAUUGGAGUGGCCAAUGCAUUCUCUUGAACCCCCUCCUGUGCUCUGUUGCAAACCAUAAAUAACAUCAUAUUAUUCUCAUCCCUUGUACUUUACGUGUAAAUGAAGUACUGGUCAUGAUCUUAACUUUAAGUAGACGGAUUUACGAUGGAAGCCAACGUAAUUUUAUGAAACAACUGUAUGCAUACAACAUGCCAUUGAAAUUGAUAUGAUUUGUUUAUAAUCAGAAACUAAUUAAUUGGAACCA
This is a messenger RNA of Benincasa hispida (wax gourd), 1288 nucleotides long. Its product is annotated as TRAF-like family protein. Gene Ontology annotation, molecular function: protein binding. Lineage: Eukaryota; Viridiplantae; Streptophyta; Magnoliopsida; Cucurbitales; Cucurbitaceae. The record is from RefSeq and is a predicted model, not a curated record.